AAUAAUAACUCCAACAAUAACGAUAACAACAAUACAAUAAUGUAUGAAAGUUCGUGUUCAUAUCAUCACCAAGUGACCGGAGCAGCGCUUGAAUUAAAACGUGCUGGAGCACCAGGUCUAACUGGUGGUAGUAUAAAAGCUGAAGAUUGUGGUGCAACAUUAGGUAUAACAGCCACAACACCCACUGCUGUGGGUUCCCCAGAUCCACAUGAUUGGACAGCACCAUAUCGAUUUUGUAAUUCAACAUUCGAACAAUUAAAACAGAGCGUGGAAAAGGCGAAAGCUGCAUUACAAGAUCGAGGAACAUUUUUGGGUGGCAGUAGUGCAUUUAGUGAAUUAUAUUCUGGAGUUCGAACGCAUGAUCCAUUACAAGACGUUACAUCGAGCUUAGGUAGAACAACACGUGACCAUCAAGAAAACAACGCAAACGGCCAACAACAAAACAACGACCAUAAACGAAAUCAUGGACUUGAUCGACUACAUAAUAAUGACAAAAAUACACAACAUAACAAUCACAACAUUACAUCAUCCAAAGGUUACAACACAAACACAGAUCCAUUAAGUCGACCACCAUCCAUUAAAUGUGAUACUUCGUACAAGGGAUCAUGGAGUUCCCAUUCUACAUCACAAAGUCAAGGCUAUGGAACCAACACAUUCUCAGGGAUGUCAAAAGCAUCCUUGGAUCCACACAGUCAUUUACGACAACCUGAUCCAUAUCAAAUGUUUGGUCCGACCAGUAGUCGACUGGCUAGUUCCGGUUCUGGACAAAUCCAAUUAUGGCAAUUUCUACUUGAAUUAUUAAGUGAUUCAUCGAAUGCAGCAUGUAUCACGUGGGAGGGGACAAAUGGUGAAUUCAAAUUAACCGAUCCAGAUGAGGUAGCACGUCGAUGGGGCGAACGAAAAUCAAAACCAAAUAUGAAUUAUGAUAAACUCAGUAGAGCUUUAAGGUAUUAUUAUGACAAAAACAUAAUGACAAAAGUACAUGGUAAACGGUAUGCGUAUAAAUUCGACUUUCAAGGAUUAGCUGCUGCCACACAACCAGCAUCCAGUGAUCCAACAGGGUACAAAUAUCAAAGUGAUCUAUUUAUGAGUUCAUAUCAUCACAGUGCAAAAUUAACAUCAUUCAUGUCACCACAUGCUGCCAUUCCUUCAUCAUCAGCAUCAAUAUUUCAAUCACCAACAUCAUAUUGGAGUAAUCCAGGUGCGAAUUUAUAUUCAAAUAUUGCCGCAUCAGCAGCUAGUCACUCCAUUAGCCAUCAUCCAGGUGGACCACAUUUAGGAGCACCACCGUUAAGUUCAUAUCCACAUUAUGCUUGACCGGUAGGUACAUCACCCUCAGCCACGGUAUCGACUACACCACAUCAUACACCACAAGAUUGGGGUGCUGCAACUGGUGUAACUGCACCAACGGCAGCUAGUUAUCGACGAAUUCAUAUGUAAAAAAUACAAGGGUGAAAAUCAUUUUCAUUUGAAGUGCAAGAAGUGAAGUGAAACAAUAGAUACAGGAUGUCUUGGAAUAACUAUUCUUAAAUUAUAAGUGUGAUAUUGAAAUUUGAUAAA
Molecule: messenger RNA, 1560 nt
Organism: Chrysoperla carnea
Lineage: Eukaryota; Metazoa; Arthropoda; Insecta; Neuroptera; Chrysopidae
Gene: Ets65A
Product: DNA-binding protein D-ETS-3
Exons: 9
Coding region: 40-1317 (425 amino acids)
Biological process (GO): regulation of transcription by RNA polymerase II; cell differentiation
Cellular component (GO): nucleus
Molecular function (GO): sequence-specific DNA binding; DNA-binding transcription factor activity, RNA polymerase II-specific
Source: RefSeq, a predicted model, not a curated record